Molecule: messenger RNA, 2584 nt
Organism: Ctenopharyngodon idella (grass carp)
Lineage: Eukaryota; Metazoa; Chordata; Actinopteri; Cypriniformes; Xenocyprididae
Product: B-cell receptor CD22-like
Exons: 9
Coding region: 20-1348 (442 amino acids)
Source: RefSeq, a predicted model, not a curated record
UGGUAGUCAGACAGUAAGAAUGGCUCCUCCUCUUCCUCUGAUCUUUCUGCUCAUGAUUCACGGUGUUUCUAGUGCUGACUGGGGUGUGAGUUACAGUCCUUCACACAUCUGUGCACUAAAGAACUCAUCAGUGAUAAUGAACUGCACUUAUACAUACCCUACUGGACAUCAGAUCAUGAGAGUCUUCUGGACAAAAACACUGGUAAAAGAUAAUGGAGAGUUUCCAGAUCUGUCUGAGGACCCUGAAUACAGUCAGAGGCUUCAGUAUCUGGGAGAUAAACAGCAGAACUGCACCAUCAGACUGAGUCAUGUGACACUGGAGGAUUCACACAAGUACUAUUUCAGAUUCACCACUAAUAAACAGAAGAUAUGGAUCUUCACUGAUGAAGAAAAAUGGCUGGGUAAACCAGGAGUGACUCUUAAUGUUACAGAUCUUCAGGUGGAGUCUCCUGAGAGAGUGACAGAGGGACAUUCAGUCCGUCUGACAUGUAAAAGCAGCUGCACUCUGACUGACAGAGCAACAUUCAUCUGGUACAGAAACUCACAGCCAUUAACUGAGAGAAGAGACAGAAACAAUGAACUCCUGCUGCAGUCAGUCAGAAGAGAGGAUGCAGGCAGAUAUAGCUGUGCUGUACACGGACACAAUCACAUCUCUCCUGCUGUUGAGCUCAAUGUCAUGUAUGCACCUAACAACGUCUCAGUGUCCAUCAGUCCAUCUGGUGAAAUAGUGUCAGGAGAUUCAGUGACUCUGAACUGCAGCAGUGAUUCAAACCCUCCUGCUCUGAACUUCAGCUGGUUUAAAGGAGAAACAUUUGUUGGAUCUGGAAGAAUCUACAGAAUCUCAAAGAUCAGCUCUGAUGACAGUGAAAAAUACAAGUGCAAGUCCAUCAAUGAACAUGGAGAGAAAUACUCUGAUAAUGUGACUUUAAAUGUCAUGUACCCACCCAGGAACGUCUCUGUGCUCAUCAUUCAGUCUGGUCAGAUUUGGGCGAGAGAUUCAGUGACUCUGAUCUGCAGCAGUGAUUCAAACCCUCCUGCUCUGAACUUCAGCUGGUUUAAGGAGAAUGAAAGCUCAGCUGUUGGAUCUGGACAGAGUUUCAGUGCACUACAGAGUGGACGCUUCUACUGUCAGGCUCACAAUCAACAUGGAUCUCAGAGAUCAGACGCUGUAACUGUGACUGUUAAAGUUGCAGGACAUGUGGUAAUAUUAUACAUAUCCACUGGAGUGGUUUGUGGAGCUGCAGUGAUCAUCAUGAUGCUGAUUUGGGGAAUCAGGUGUAUGAAAAAGAGAAAUGACACACAGGAGUCUCAGGCUGCUCAACUCGGCUCUGAACUCAUCUGUGUAUGAAAAUCUUCCACCUAACAAAAAGAGGCUGUAAUAUUUUGAACACACAGCAAAUACAUUACAGACUUUAUGCACCUCUUUGUGGGUGAGGCCCUGAAUGAUUGACAGGAGUGUCGUGAUGACCUGUGACUGAAGUAAUUUGGGGAUCAUUUUAUAGAUGGAUGGUUGAAAAUGGAAGUAAACGGUUAAUGAAUUGAUAUAAAAGUGUUUUUUGUUGUUGUUGUUGUUUGUUUUGGUUUUUUUUAUCACGUAUGGAGCUUACAUUAUUAAUGUUUUUAACCUUUAGUAUCAGUAUUGAUCAUGUUUCAAAUGAAAUGCAGAAAAAAUAAGGCUCUAGUUGUACGAUUCCACAAUUUUCUGUCAUUAAAUACAUCAGAAUAACAGCAUAACAAAUAUUAAAGAGCAUUACAUUUAGAGUUUGCUAGAGAAAAACAAACUAUUUAGUAAAAUUAUUAAUAUAAUAAUUAUAAUACUAAACAAAAUUACACUGCCGCAAUCUUGCUGUAGAUCGGAACAACCACAUUUCAAUAAACAAGUCCUUAAUAUAGCAACUUACGUUUCAACUUGAAGUUCGUCCAUAUUCUUCCUCCAACGACGACGAUGACGGUUAGUCACUCCAACAGUGAGUGACUAACCGAAACACAGGCUGAAAGCUGGACCGGAAUAAUAUAAAUUGGUGGAGCGGAGCAACAGACAUUCUCCUCCCAGUUCAAAGCGUCAUGUAAUCCGCCGUUCGAGCUCCACUUCGGGUUUUCAAUCACAAGCUCGGAGCGAUUCUGCAGACGGAAACGCAGGCGAAAUGACUUUAAAAAAACGUGUUUCCUACAAACACGAGUUGACAUUAGCUUAUUUGUUGUAUACGGUGUUAUUGUGUGCAACAGAUCAAUACUGAUGUGUUUGACCGCUGAAUGUUGCAACUGACCAACCAGAAUCAAGUAUUUGAGCGAGCUGUGUAAUAAUAAAAUACAGAAGACGAACUGGCCAUUUUGAAUCUGUAGACAAAACCUGUACAUAAAAAUCCACAAGAAUAAGCAAAAUACUUAACGUAAUAAACUUUAUCUUUUCUGCAUUUCACUGUAUUAUGCAUUGUGGCUCUAUAUGACACAUAUGUUGAAUGAUGGUAAAUAUUUAAAUGUCAAUAUUUAAAUGUCAUUUAGAAGUCAAAUUGUAUCCAGAUUCUAGAGAUUCAGAUAUUAUGUAAAUGAAUAAUUACCUAAUAAAAAUAUCAUUGCAAGAACA